GGACGUUUGGUUGGGGAGAAAGGUAGGAGAUUGAUUCCUACAGUAGAAAUGGGAAACCCCGGAAUUCCGAGGGCAUCCAGUGGCCGGGGGCUUCGGUGGUUUAGGGCCAAGAUGAAGGAGCUACAUGGAAAUUAUAUCCACAUCAUGAAGAAGAAAGGAAGAGGAAGGACAAGCAGACAGAGAAGAAGAAAAUCAUUUAGAACCUCAGAAUUGAGUAAAGUGAGUGAGAGCCACAAAUCGGAAUUUAUAGAACUUAGGAAGUGGCUGAAAGAAAGGAAAUUUGAAGAUUAUAACCUAAGGCCAACAAGAUUUUCAGGCACAGGAAGAGGACUGAUGGCUGUAAAAUCCUUGCAGCCAGGAGAGCUGAUUAUUUCAUUGCCUGAGAAGUGUCUGCUCACUACUGACACGGUAAUUAAAAGCUACUUGGGAGAUUACAUUACCAAGUGGACGCCUCCAGUAUCGCCCUUGCUGGCCCUGAGUGCCUUUUUGAUUUCAGAAAAACAUGCAGGAAACAAGUCUCCCUGGAAGCCUUACCUGGACGUUUUACCGGAAGUCUAUACUUGUCUUGUUUGUUUAGAACCACGAGUGGUGAGACUUCUGCCUAAACCUUUACAAAUGAAAGCCCAAGAGCAGAGAACACAUGUUCAGGAGUUGUUUGUUUCUUCCAGAAGGUUCUUUUCUUCCCUCCAGUCUUUAUUUACUGAGGAUGUGGAACACAUUUUUCACUAUGACGCUUUUCUUUGGGCUUGGUGUACCAUCAACACCAGAACGGUGUACAUGAAACAUGCACGGAAGCAGUGUCUUUCGGCAGAGCCAGAUGUGUAUGCUUUAGCUCCAUAUUUAGAUCUGUUGAAUCACAGCCCAGGAGUUCAGGUAAAAGCAGCAUUUAAUGAGGAAACUCAUCAUUAUGAAAUUAGGACUAUUUCAGGUUGCAAAAAAUAUGAAGAACUAUUCAUCUGCUAUGGCCCUCAUGAUAACCACCGGCUGCUUUUAGAAUAUGGAUUUGUUGCCAUCAAUAAUCCACAUAGUGCUGUUUAUAUAUCAAUAGAUAGCCUUGUUGAUCACCUUCCUUCAGUGGACACGCAGAUGAAUAAGAAGAUUUCCCUUUUAAAGGAACAUGGCUUUUCAGAGAAUUUAACUUUUGGAUGGGAUGGGCCCUCUUGGAGACUGCUUACAGCCAUUAAGUUGUUAUGUCUUGGAAUGGAUGAAUUUACAUGCUGGAAGAAAGUGCUUCUAGGUGAAGUAAUUUCUGAUACAAAUGAAUGGAAGAGUUUGGUCUUGUCCAGAAAAAUAUGCUCUUAUUUCAUAGACAAGACUAAAACUGCACUUCAGAAGAUUUCCCAUAUGAAGGAUGAGGAAGCCGCCCUGAAAGACCAGUUAACUUUGGUAGAGAAUUUAUGGGUAGAAGAACUAAAGAUUCUUCAAGUGUCUGCAGAUAUUCUAAAGAAUAUGCAUCAAGAAACCACCUGACCUGACCAGGGUUAUUUGCUCUGCCUUUGUGGUGUGUGACUUUUGUGGGAUAAUCCUACAAAUCCUACAUAAUCCUUUGAUUAUGCGUUUUGAUGACGUUCUGUUGUUUGCAAAAACAUCACCUUGUCAUGAAGCAAUUAUUAAGCACUUCCUGUGUUCCAGUCUCUAUGUUCAGUGCAGAAAGCACUACUAUAAAAGGAAGAUAGUCCCUGUCUUCAGGGGGAUGCAUUCUAUAGGGGAAUAUAACGUGUUCACAAAUAAGCAAAUAUCAGAUAUAUUCAAAAGAAAUGGGGAGCAGCAGGAAAGGGGCACUAGCAACUGGGUAAAUCAAGAAAACCUCUUGAAAGAGAUGGCAUUUGAGCAGAGCCUUGAAGGGGUUUAGGGGUUCCAAAAGUACAAGGAAGGAAGAACAUUCUAGGCUUGGGGUGAUAGUUGGUGAGAAGAUGUGGAGGCAAGAGAUUGAAUAUCACAUUCAGCAAGAUGUCACACACAUGUGAUAUCUCGUAUGGCCCAGAAGAGGGCUGAUUUGGCCAGAGGACUGUGGAAUCAGCCUGGAAACUUAGGCUGGAUGGAGCUAGAUUUUGAAAGGUUUAAAGAAGGCUGAUCCAUACAGAUCCACUUGUCUUCAGUUCUUUGCUACCAUUUAAAACACAUGCACACAAUAUACAUGUAUUAUUAGUAUAUUAUAGUAAAUAU
Messenger RNA from Dromiciops gliroides (monito del monte), 2166 nucleotides. RefSeq names its product SET domain containing 4 (gene SETD4). Lineage: Eukaryota; Metazoa; Chordata; Mammalia; Microbiotheria; Microbiotheriidae. Gene Ontology annotation, molecular function: transcription coactivator activity; protein binding; histone H3K4 methyltransferase activity. The record is from RefSeq and is a predicted model, not a curated record. The coding region runs from base 49 to 1470 and encodes 473 amino acids. The transcript has 11 exons. Gene Ontology annotation, biological process: peptidyl-lysine trimethylation; peptidyl-lysine dimethylation; positive regulation of transcription by RNA polymerase II.